UGUUGCCCAGGUUUUCCUCCCCCGCUCAUUUCAUACUUCACGCGGCCCUGCCCCGUCCUCGCUUUCUUGAACUCUUUCUCCGCAUUUCGAGGCCUCUGGGACGCGCUUUCCACUCACCUGAGCGCGCCUUCUCUUUCAGCGCUGCUGCUAUUAUCUAAGCACGCGCUCUUUGGCUCUUCUUGUCGCCAAGAACCGUACACCUCCACCGACCCCAGCAAUGGCAGAACAACAACCUCAAGCAACUGUGCCCCAGGCGGCCGCUCCUCAGCAGCCCGCCAUCGGCACGCCAACACAGCAGCCUGCCCAGAUCCCCCAGCAGUCCAACGCCGGCGCGACUGAUUCUCUCGUCUGCCAGUGGCAAAACUGCGGCGAGCGCUGCCCGACCGCCGAGCAGCUCUAUGACCACGUCUGUGAGCGCCAUGUUGGGCGCAAGAGCACCAACAACCUGAAUCUCACCUGCCAGUGGGGCAACUGCCGUACUACUACUGUCAAGCGCGAUCACAUCACCUCGCACAUCCGCGUCCACGUCCCCCUGAAGCCGCAUAAGUGCGACUUCUGUGGCAAGGCGUUCAAGCGCCCCCAGGAUCUGAAGAAGCACGUGAAGACCCAUGCGGACGACUCUGUCCUUCUGCGCUCCCCCGAGCCAAACCGUGGCGGCCCUCACGGCGGACCCGGCUACCCAGGCCAGGGCGGCAAACUGGUCGCUGACUUGCAGGCGCUUGCCGCUACAGCCAGCGGAUAUCAAUAUCCCGAAGGUGGUCUCGGCCCCAAUGGAGGCUAUGGCCAGCAACACCCCGGUGGUGCCCCAGCCGGAUUUUACGGUGGACCUCCCCAGAACUCUGCAUAUGGCCCUGUCUAUUAUGCUCUCAACCCAGCCCAGCAAAAUUUGAACGACUCUUACGAGAUCCGUAAGCGUGCUGCGUAUGAUGCCCUAAACGAAUUCUUUGGCGAUGCCAAGCGCCGCGCCAUUGACCCUGCGACUUAUUACGAUGUCGGCCAACGACUCAUGGGCCUGCAGGGCGUUCAAUUGCCCGUUAUCGGUGCUGGUGGCUACCAGCAAGGCGGUAUGUCCGAGUAUGGACACGGAGGCACGAUGAUGGCUCAGGCCACCCACCCCCCAAUGCACCCUUACUCGUUGCCGCUGCCCAACUUGCGCACCAAGAGUGAUCUCCUCAACAUCGACCAAUUCUUGGAGCAGCUUCAGAGUACUGUGUAUGAGAACCCCAACCAUGCGGCGGCCGCUGGUGUACAGCAAGCCGGUGCCCACUAUGUCCACACUGGCGCCACAUACCGCUCCAGCCACUCGCCGCCAGGGCACCCAUCCACGCAUCCCCAGUCCUCGCACGCUACUGCCGUCGCUUCUUCGAGCACUGAAACCCCGGCACUGACUCCCGCCUCGAGUGUCAUGUCUUACGCUUCUCAGCACUCGCCCGGUUCGCAUCACUCUGGUAGCACUGUCUCUCCCACCACCAGGACGUCAAUGGGCAGCAUGUAUCCUACACUGCCUUCGGUCAGUGCCAUGUCAGACAUGUCAGCCGCUGCACCUUCAUCGGGCUUGGCACCUGCUUUUGAUGCCGACGGCCGCCGGCGCUACUCUGGUAACCUUCUGCAGAAGGCAGCUCCAGACCGCCAUGAGCAUGAUCAGAUGGACACUUCUGGCGACAUGGAAGAUCGCAAGCCUGCUGCUGAAUCUGAGCAAGACGAGCUGCAUCACAACGUCAACCAGCUGGCGAUCCACUCGCCUAAGGUUGAUCCUGCUCUGUCAAUGCGCUCUCCGAGUGCUGUCUCGUCGGCAUCUACCGAACAGCCUAAUGAGACUUCUCAGCAGACGUGGGUGGAGAACAUCCGUACGAUUGAGAGGUUACGAGCGUAUCUGAAGGAGAGGCUCGAGGCUCAUGACUACUCUUCAGAUGACGAGGACAUCAAGCACGAGGACGAGAGCAGAAUGAGCGACGAUGCCCGGGAUCUGUACCCUGUGCUACGCGCUGUACAAGAAGGGCGGGAGUAAAUGUUUUAAUUCUUUCGAACAGUCGGUGCAAGUAAAUCUGUAGGGUUCCGGUGUGCAUGAGGCGUUUAGGAGUUCUACCGAACCUACAACGGUAUGACCAGAGGCUGGCGGUCUCACGCAGGAUACGAAGGUGUUUUGUUGUUAUCCCAAUAUCCUUGCUCACUGUUUCACACGAUGAAACUCAGAGUAGAUCCUCAAUGAAUCUUUCUUUCCUCUCUUC
This is a messenger RNA of Paraphaeosphaeria sporulosa, 2228 nucleotides long. RefSeq lists its product as uncharacterized. Gene Ontology annotation, biological process: positive regulation of transcription by RNA polymerase II. Gene Ontology annotation, cellular component: nucleus. The coding region runs from base 218 to 2008 and encodes 596 amino acids. The record is from RefSeq and is a predicted model, not a curated record. The transcript has 3 exons. Lineage: Eukaryota; Fungi; Ascomycota; Dothideomycetes; Pleosporales; Didymosphaeriaceae.